AUGGAGCAUGCAAGAAACCAGACAGAAGUUCAGGAAUUCAUCCUGGAGGGCUUUCCUAAUGUCCAGCACCUUGGGAUGGUUCUCUUCAUGGUGCAUCUGUUGGCAUACCUGACCUCCAUCAUGGGAAACAUACUCAUAAUCACCAUCACCUGGGUUGACCAUCGUCUCCAGACACCCAUGUACUUCUUCCUUAGCAGUUUCUCCUUUUUUGAAUGCUGUUUUAUAACCACUGUUAUUCCAAAAUUGCUGGCCAUCUUUCUGUCAGGGAAGCAAUCAAUUUCCUUUUCUGCCUGCUUCACACAAGCCUUUGUCUUUCUUUUCCUGGGAACAACUGUUUUCUUCCUUAUGGCUGUAUUAUCCCUCGAUCGGUACUUGGCCAUUUGCAAACCUCUGUAUUACCCAGCCAUCAUGAACCCAAGGAUGUGUUUCCUUCUAGUCAUGGCCUGUUUAGCUUUGGGCUUUGUCCUCAUGGUGGUUCCAGUUAUAAUGCUUUCCCAGUCAUCCUUCUGUGGCCCCCAUGUCAUCCCUCACUUCUUCUGUGAUUUUGGGCCCCUGGUUCAUCUCUCUUGUUCUGAUACCAGAUCUACUGAAUUGUUGGCCUUUGUCCUUGCUUUGGUUAUCCUUUUGACAUCUCUUAUCAUAACCAUCAUUGCAUACAGCAACAUAGUAGUGACAAUUAUGCGACUACCAUCAGCCAAGGAGCAGCAGAAAGCUUUCUCUACCUGUUCCUCUCACCUCAUGGUUCUCUUUCUGAUGUAUGGCAGCUGUGUGUUUAUAUAUGUGAAACCAAAGCAAACGAACAGGCUGAACUCCAACAGAGAGGCUGCCCUUGUGAACACGGUGGUGACCCCAUUGCUCAACCCUGUCAUCUAUACUCUGCGGAACAAGCAGGUCCACCAGGCUCUGAGGAAUGCUCUGUCCAGGGUUAGAUUGCAAAAAUAG
Molecule: messenger RNA, 942 nt
Organism: Mustela erminea (ermine)
Lineage: Eukaryota; Metazoa; Chordata; Mammalia; Carnivora; Mustelidae
Product: olfactory receptor 6C74-like
Exons: 1
Coding region: 1-942 (313 amino acids)
Biological process (GO): G protein-coupled receptor signaling pathway
Cellular component (GO): membrane
Molecular function (GO): olfactory receptor activity; G protein-coupled receptor activity
Source: RefSeq, a predicted model, not a curated record